Molecule: messenger RNA, 2004 nt
Organism: Babesia bovis T2Bo
Lineage: Eukaryota; Apicomplexa; Aconoidasida; Piroplasmida; Babesiidae
Product: ATPase family AAA domain-containing protein 3A/B
Exons: 5
Coding region: 291-1994 (567 amino acids)
Biological process (GO): mitochondrion organization
Cellular component (GO): mitochondrion
Molecular function (GO): ATP hydrolysis activity; zinc ion binding; ATP binding
Source: RefSeq, a predicted model, not a curated record
UUUUUACGAUAUUACCUCCAUAAUCUAAAUGUUAACAGUUCAAUUUAUUGCAUUUUAGGGUUGGUAUGUUGCCGUGUUUUAUAGAAGGUGUAAGGGCAUAAUCAUCGCACGGAGUUUUUUAUGUUUUAUAACAUAAGACCUUAUCGCAUCUGGUUACAUCCCGAAUUACCGUAUGGUAGCUACUCCAUGAUAAGUCUACAGUGAAUUUCUACUCGAUUAAAGUGGCUACAAAGACCGUGGGAUCAAUAUAACUUUUCAACCUAGAGUGACUUUGUUUUUGUUUUCUCAAAAUGUUUGGUUUUGGUUCACCUCAGGUGCCUUCCAGCGCCAUUCCACCAUUGCCUAAUGAUGAUGCGAACAUUACUGGAAAAUUUGAUCCUACAGCGUUGGAGCGUGGCGCCAAGGCGCUGAAGAUGCUAGAUUCAUCGCCUAACGCGCAGAAAGCAUUUGAAUUGACGAAGAUGCAGGAGAUGACUCGUCAGCAUGAGAUUCAGAAGGAAAUACAGCAGAUGCAACUUCGUCAGAGUGAGCUUGGUGCUCAACGCGCUCGUGUUGAAAGUGACGAGAAGCGCAAAUUGAUGGCUCAACAGCAGGAGCAAGAUCGAAUAACUGCUCAGUAUAAGGCUAAGUUAGAGGCGGAAGCUUAUCAGAAGAAGUUACAAGAUCAACGUCGUCAGAAUGAAGAGUGGUUGAAUCAGCAGCAUCAGCAAUUUUUGCGUCAGGAGGAAGCGAGGAAGAAAACUGAGAUGGAGAUUCUCAACAUGCGUAAAGCUCAAAUUAGAGAGGAGAAGGCUUUGGAGCGUGAGAACAUUAAGGCACGCGUUCAGGAGGAGGGCCGUAUACGAAUAGAGCAGGAGCGUAAAAACUUUGAUAUUCACGUUAAGAUGAUGAAGGAGAGGUCUGUGGAGGAGCGUAAAACUAAGUUAGAAUCAUUACAAAUAACAUUUUCAUCUCUUGGCACUGCAUUUUCAUCACUUUUGGCUGACAAGCAACGCCUUACUGCAGGGGUAACUACUCUAAGUGCAUUGGCACUAGGAAUAUAUGGUGCCAAGAACGGCACGCGAUUAGCUGGACGUAUUUUGGAACGUCGGUUGGGUAAACCUCCCUUGGUUCGUGAAACGUCACGAUGGACUCUCAUGGGAGGCAUAUCCAAUUUAUUUAAAAGAUACUUUCCUACUGGCAAUGUCAAUGCUUUAACCAAGAUAGUUCUUGAUAACAAUUUGCACCAACGUCUUUCCUGGACCACCAACUCACUUAUGAAUGCCAAGAAGAAUGGUGCUCCUUUCCGUAAUUUACUUCUUUAUGGUCCUCCUGGUACAGGAAAGACUUUGUUUGCGAAGACUUUAGCCAGUAACAGUGGGAUGGACUUUGCCAUAAUGACGGGGGGAGAUAUAGGCCCUCUUCAGGAGGAAGCUGCUAGUGAGAUUAACAAGUUAUUCAAGUGGGCUAAGAAGACCAAAAAGGGUCUUCUUUUAUUCAUUGAUGAAGCUGAUGCAUUUUUACGUCAGGGGCGCUCAUCUGCUAAUGGAAUGUCUGAAAACAUGCGGAAUGCACUUUCCGCCUUUUUGUAUCACACUGGAACGGAGAGCAAGGAAUUAUCUUUGAUUUUAGCUACCAACGAGCGUGAGAUAUUGGAUAAGGCCGUUUUGGACCGCAUGGAUGAGCAAUAUGAGUUUGGUCUUCCUCAACUGGAGGAAAGAAAACGCAUGAUAGCUAUGUUUAUGAAAAAGUAUGUAUUGACUCCAACCACUCGUGGCAAUAAGGUUGAGAUUGAUGAAAAUAUUAAUGAUGACUUUUUCGCUAAGGUAGCUGAACGCACUGAGGGGUUUUCAGGGCGUCAGUUAUCGAAAAUGUGUAUCGCUAUUCAAAGUGCUGUGUUUGGUUCUGGGACUACUAGGCUUAGCCUUGAACUUGCUGAAACUGUGAUCAACUGGCAUAUCGAUGAACACCGCAAAAAUCACAAAACCACUGAACACGCAGAGCCCGCUGACUAGUCAAUAUUUU